Messenger RNA from Laetiporus sulphureus 93-53, 1194 nucleotides. Its product is annotated as ketopantoate reductase-like protein. Gene Ontology annotation, cellular component: cytoplasm; mitochondrion. Gene Ontology annotation, molecular function: NADP binding; 2-dehydropantoate 2-reductase activity. Lineage: Eukaryota; Fungi; Basidiomycota; Agaricomycetes; Polyporales; Laetiporaceae. The record is from RefSeq and is a predicted model, not a curated record. The transcript is spliced from 2 exons. The coding region runs from base 1 to 1194 and encodes 397 amino acids. Gene Ontology annotation, biological process: pantothenate biosynthetic process.
AUGCACAUCCACGUCCUCGGGUACGGUGCCAUCGGUACCCUCGUCGCACACCACCUCCGCGCCACCCUUCCUCUCAAGCACCUCGUCUCCGUCAUCCAUAAGACGCCUGCUCUCGCGUACCAGGCCAGCGAGGCAGGCGGCAUCAAAGUCGAGCGCGACGGCGUCGUUCAGUUUCAGAAGCACAUUCUUCACGAGAGCCCCGAUCCGUACGAUGACUACAAUCCUAAGCCGUCACCCAUCGAGUCUCUCAUAGUCGCUGUAAAGGCCCAAUCAGCCAUCCAAGGCAUCAUGAGUCUCCUCCCGCGAAUAUCCUCGAACAGCACAAUCGUCCUCCUGCACAACGGUAUGGGCGUGUACGAGAAUCUCAUCAAGGCCGUCUUCCGCAACCGCGAGCAGCGCCCCAACAUCGUCGUCUCCGUUAACAAUCACGGUGCAUUCCUUAAGCAAGAGGGGCACGUUGUGCACACCGGUGUGGGCGACAUCAAGCUCGGCAUCGUCCCCGACCCCAAGGGGCGCGACUUCGAAGUGAGCCUUGACACUUCCCUUCCGAAGGAGGACCAGAAGCUCAGCCUCGACGACAUCACGCCGCUCAGUGGCGACCCUCUCGCCCAGCGAUACGUCUCCUUACGCAACACCAUCACCGCGCUCACGAGCGCCGAGCAGCUGAACGCGUCCUGGCAGCCCAUAUACGACGUCCAAGUUGCAAUGCGCUGCAAACUCGCCGUAAAUGCUGUCGUGAACCCGCUCACCGCCUUGCUCAACUGCAAGAAUGGCGAGCUCUUCGAGCAUCCUGAGGCUCUUAGGCUGUCCAAGCGGCUCUGUGCAGAGGCGUCGAUAGUCUUUUGGGCGCAAUGGGAGCAGGAAGUGUGGGCGAAGCGUCCCAGGGAUGCCGGCGAUGCGCACGAGGACGCGGACAAGCCGAACUCGCAGGACUUCCCGCGGGAGCUUUCAGCGGAAAGACUCAUGCUGGAGUGCGAGCGCGUGGCCAAACUCACGAGCGACAAUGUCUCAUCAAUGCUCGUCGAUGUCCGCAGAGGGCGACAAACCGAGAUUGAGUAUAUUAGCGGCUACCUAUUCAGGAUGGCGCAGCGGUACAAAGUGCCCAUACCCGUGACGGCGGCGAUCCUUGACCUCAUGCGCUUGCGAAGCAAGCUCCCCAUCGAUAAGCCAUUGCCGCUGAACUCAGUGCUGUAA